CAUCGAUCACAUCAUUUCAAUCUACAUUAUUAACAUCAUGAACGGAGUCUAUCCCAGGUACCACAUACUAGUCAUGGAGAUGCUUCGUCGGGUAUUGGUAUUGUUCUUCUUCAUAACACCCAUCGUCUCAUCGCAAGACAAGGAGAACUGUACCCACUACGUCCCUGGAAGUGAUCCCUCGAGUCAACCUAAGACUUAUUGCUCGCCGACAGAUUUCAACUGGAAUUGUUCCGUUGCUAUUCCGGGAACCACCUUGCACUAUCAACAAGGAGCCAUCAGCUUGUGCCGAUGCUGUACACCAGUCUACGGAUGGAACGGAACAUUCACAAUUUGUCAAAGUAAUGGAAAGUCAGAUCAACUGACUCCUUGUGGUGACGGAUUUCACAACUGGAACAGUCCCUUCUCAUCCGCGGAGUAUGUCGAAGUCUCUGAACACGCUUACUGGGUGUGCCAAAAACAAAACCCCUUAUCCG
Mizuhopecten yessoensis (Yesso scallop) is the source of this 473-nucleotide messenger RNA. RefSeq lists its product as uncharacterized. The transcript has 5 exons. The record is from RefSeq and is a predicted model, not a curated record. NCBI's taxonomy places the organism in Eukaryota, Metazoa, Mollusca, Bivalvia, Pectinida, Pectinidae. The annotation marks the transcript as partial.